UCGCAUCAUUACAACAAGAGAGCACUAACACAACAACAUCGUUUCAUUCAUCAUGAACGUUUUCAUGCUGUUGGUGUGUGUGCUCGCCAGCGUCCACGUGACUACAGCAGAAUCAGCUGCGCACAGGUGUUUCUGCCAGGUCACUGGGACCCUGGAUGACUGUGCAUGUGAUGUUGAGACCAUUGACAAAUUCAACAAUAAAGACAUCUUUCCCAAACUGCAAAAACUGCUUUCGUCUGAUUAUUUCAGGUUUUACAAGGUCAAUCUAAACAACCCUUGUCCGUUCUGGAGUGAUCACAGUCAAUGUGGACUCACAUAUUGUGCUGUGAAAUCAUGCACGCCAGGUGAGGUACCUGAGGGCAUUAAGUCCAGCAGUUAUAAGUAUUCAGAGGAAGCCAGUCAGGAUGUAGAGGGAUGUGACAUGACUGAGAAACUAGGAGCUGUCAACGGUUCCCUAAGUGAUGAGACACGUCAGGCGCUCAGUGAAUGGAAGAAACACGACGACGAUUCCGACCGCUUCUGCAUGUUAGAUGACGAAGAUUCGCCCCAGUCACAGUAUGUUGACCUCCUGUUGAACCCUGAGCGUUUCACUGGUUAUAAAGGACCAGAGGCGUGGCGGAUAUGGAACAGCAUAUAUGAGGAGAAUUGUUUCAAACCGUAUUCAGUUAAACGGCCACUGAAUCCUUUGGUGUCCAACAGCGGAAACAUUGACGGUCAGGGAUUCCACCGCUGGCUUGAGGGUUUGUGUGUUGAAAAACGAGCUUUCUUCAGACUAAUAUCAGGACUUCACGCGAGUAUAAACGUACACCUCAGUGCCAGAUUUCUUCUAGAAGAGAACUGGUUUGAGAUGCAGUGGGGUCACAAUGUCUCCGAGUUCCAGGUGAGGUUUGACGAAGAGCUGACCAAAGGGGAGGGGCCGAAGAGACUACGGAACCUUUACUUCCUGUACCUCAUCGAGCUGCGUGCUCUUGCAAAAGUCCUCCCUUAUUUUGAUCGUCCCGCCUUUCAUUUGUACACCGGCCAGUCUGAGCAGGAUGCAGAAAACAAGAACAUGCUUUUAGAGCUCCUCCAAGUGGCAAAAUCUUUUCCGCUGCAUUUUGAUGAGACUACACUUUUUGCGGGAAAUAAGAAAGAAGCUCUGAAACUCAAAGAGGACUUCAAGCGUACAUUUAAGAACAUUUCACGCAUCAUGGACUGUGUUGAAUGUUUUAAAUGCAGACUUUGGGGCAAAUUGCAGACACAGGGCCUGGGAACAGCCCUCAAAAUCCUGUUCUCAGAAAGACAAAUAGAGGCCAUGCCUAACACAAGAAAUAGCACUCCGUCUUUCCAGCUGAGUCGCCAGGAGAUUGUCUCCCUGUUUAAUGCCUUUGGAAGAAUCUCCACAAGUGUCAGAGAGUUGGAGAAUUUUCGUUCGUUGUUGUCAGAUCUGAAACAGUGACUUAAAAAGUCCACCCUAAUGGAUUAUAUGACACAGCUUUUGCCCCCAGGAUGAAUAAAUUGUUGUCUUAAGAGUCGUUUGUACUUUAUACACAGUUCAACCUCACUGAAGUUGUGCAGUUUAGUCUGAAACUGUUGCUAGGAAUCGUUCUACAGAACAUAGAAAUAUGUUUUGUUAAAUAUUGCUUAGAAACUACAAGCUCCAAUGGAAACCAUAAAUAAAAUCUAGUUCAAAAUGGUUUACAAAAGGGACUUUUAUCAAAGUCAUUUAUUUAUUUCGCAGAUGUUAAGUUACAGUUUCUUUACAUGUUUGCUUAUUUAAGUCACGUGAAGAUAUGAACAUAUUGAUUACAUUUUUCAUGAUUUUCCUUUUAUAAAUAGAGGACUUUUAUUUUGGAAUAUUGUUGUUAAUUAUCUUUUUUUUUUGCUAUACACAACAUGCUAUUGUUUCUGUGUGUUUGUGAAGUUUGGCUGUGUUUAUAUAUAAUUGAUAUAAUUUAUAUACACAUCCGCAUGUGAUUUCUGGUUUUGGAGCUCAUGAUCUCCGCAUUGCUUUUUGUGCGAGAUGCAAAAAUCUCAAAUGUUGCAAUUCUUUAUUAAACAUCUUAAUCCAGCAGCUCAGAAUUAUAAAGUGCUGAAUAGGCAACUGUAAUGUUUUUCAUGUGGGCCGUGGAGCUCAGAUUCACAAGGAACUCUGGCCUAAUUCCUGCUGUUUCCAAGGAUCCAAUGUGACUUAACCAAUGCAAAUUCAAUUGUGGCCAGAAGUUCAGCCAAGAAACAAACACAAUUAGACUUGGGUUCUCAAGAGAAAUGAACACUGGUAUUUUGAAGCAAAAACGCUGGAGAAAAAGUAGGGAUGUUUUACUUCUACAGUUAAUCAUACACUUGCACAUAGUCUUUAACAUUUCACAAAUGUACACAAUAAUUUGGAAUUAAAGGGAUAGUUCACCAAAAAGUAGACAUUGUUUCAUAAUUUACUCGCACUCUUUUUUUUUGUUACCUGUAUGACUUGUUUAAUUUGAAGAAUGUUGGUUACCAAAAGCCGUUUGUCCCCAUUGACAUCUAUUGCAUACACAAAACCAAUGCAAGUCAAUGUGGACCGAUGGUUUUCUGUUACCAACAUUCUUCAAAAUAUCUUUUAACAGAAGAAUGAAAGUCUAUCAGGUUUGAAAUGAGAAGGUGCAUAAAUAGUGACAGAAUUUUCAUUUUUGGGUGAACUAUACCUUAAUGCUUUUUUGAGCAUUUUGGAUAUUUAUUGUGAAACAUCAAGGUUUUUUAUUUUUACAAUUUUGUCAUCAAUAUAUUAUACAACUUAAGAAUUACAACAUGAAACACAAUAAGACAAAUAAGCUGUUUUACUAAAACAGUGCAAUAAAACUUUAUUUUUGAAAUGGUA
This is a messenger RNA of Triplophysa dalaica, 2833 nucleotides long. It is a transcript of the gene ero1a, whose product is annotated as endoplasmic reticulum oxidoreductase 1 alpha. Gene Ontology annotation, biological process: protein folding in endoplasmic reticulum. The coding region runs from base 53 to 1438 and encodes 461 amino acids. The record is from RefSeq and is a predicted model, not a curated record. The transcript is spliced from 16 exons. Gene Ontology annotation, cellular component: endoplasmic reticulum membrane; endoplasmic reticulum. NCBI's taxonomy places the organism in Eukaryota, Metazoa, Chordata, Actinopteri, Cypriniformes, Nemacheilidae. Gene Ontology annotation, molecular function: protein-disulfide reductase activity; FAD binding; thiol oxidase activity.